Pygocentrus nattereri (red-bellied piranha) is the source of this 2589-nucleotide messenger RNA. RefSeq names its product orthodenticle homeobox 1 (gene otx1). Gene Ontology annotation, biological process: regulation of transcription by RNA polymerase II; multicellular organism development. Lineage: Eukaryota; Metazoa; Chordata; Actinopteri; Characiformes; Serrasalmidae. The transcript is spliced from 4 exons. Bases 468 to 1469 code for a protein of 333 amino acids. Gene Ontology annotation, cellular component: nucleus. The record is from RefSeq and is a predicted model, not a curated record. Gene Ontology annotation, molecular function: RNA polymerase II cis-regulatory region sequence-specific DNA binding; DNA-binding transcription factor activity, RNA polymerase II-specific.
GGUGAUCAAUCUCCAUCCGUCUACAUUUAGCAAUCAGUGACUGACGCGAAGGAGCGCGCGAGAAAACGCAAAUGACUUCUUGAUUUGCCCAAAACCAUAAAAAGAAAAAAUUGCGGCUUUUAAUUUAAAAAAAAAUAAAUAAAAAAAAUACGGAGGAAACAAACGACCCGCGUUCAGACGAACCCGCGAGCUCCAGCAGAGCGGCUCUCUUUUCCAGGAGAAGUUUUACAGCUUGUUUGUUUGUUUGUUUGGGAGCCUCCCUGCUUUCUCUCUAUCUCCCUCUCCCUCUCUCUCUCUCUCUCUCCCUCUCUGGUUGGAUAUUUCGCGGUGUGGUGUCAUCGCGCAGGAGAGCAGAGGAGAGCCUCGGAUUAAGUUUCCUGAGUUCGGCUCCGUCCUCCGUCAAAGUGCAACAUCGGGCUAAAUCAGCGUGCUGGUCAGAUCUGGGGGGACCCGGGACUGCCUCUAGCAUGAUGUCUUACCUCAAACAGCCCCCCUACGCCAUGAACGGCCUGGGGCUGAGCGGGGCGGCCAUGGACCUGCUGCAUCCCUCCGUGGGCUACCCAGCAGCCACGCCCAGGAAGCAGCGGCGGGAGAGGACGACGUUCACGCGCUCGCAGCUGGACGUUCUGGAGGCGCUGUUCGCAAAAACGCGCUACCCGGACAUCUUCAUGCGGGAGGAAGUGGCGCUAAAAAUCAACCUGCCGGAGUCCAGAGUGCAGGUGUGGUUUAAGAACCGUCGGGCCAAGUGCAGGCAGCAGCAGCAGAGCGGAGGGAGCAGCACCAAAGCUCGGCCAGUCAAGAAGAAGUCGUCCCCCACGCGGGAGAGCACGGGCUCAGAAAGCAGUGGUCAGUUCACCCCUCCAGCUGUGUCCAGCACGGGCUCCUCGUCCUCCUCCUCCUCGUCCACCGCCAACAACAACAACAACAACACGGGCAUCAGCAGCACAUCUACCUCCAUCAGCACCGUGUCGUCCAUCUGGAGCCCAGCCAUUUCGCCUGGUUCCGCCCCUCCCUCUGCCUCACUCCCGGACCCCAUGCCGCCCUCCAAUGCCUCCUGCAUGCAGCGGUCAGUCUCCAGCUCAGCUGGCUCCUCCUACCCCAUGUCCUACAACCAGACGGCAGGCUACAGCCAAGGCUACCCUACCCCGUCCAGCUCCUACUUCAGCGGGGUGGACUGCGGUUCUUAUCUGACCCCCAUGCACUCGCACCCCCACCACCCCCACCAGCUCAGCCCCAUGACGCCAUCAUCCAUGUCCACGCACCCCCAUCACCACAUCAGCCAGUCUUCGGGUCACCACCACCAUCACCACCACCACCACCAGGCCUACAGUGGCGCCGGGCUGACCUUCAACUCCUCCGACUGCCUGGAUUACAAGGAGCAGACGGCUUCCUCCUGGAAGAUCAACUUCAACGCCACGGACUGUUUGGACUACAAAGACCAGGCGUCCUGGAGGUUCCAAGUCUUGUGAUCUCCUUCUCCUACUGCUUCUUCUCCUCCUUCUCCUCCUUCUUCUUCUUCUUCUUCUUCUUCUUCUGGUGGUUUUCUUUUCUUCCUUACCCUUUUUCCACCCCACCGAACCACUCCAUAUCCCCCUCUCUGUUUUUAAUACUGUGCUGAGUUUAUUAAAAAGAUUAAAAAAAAAGUUAUAUGGACUUAACAAUAUAGUUAGAUGUUUUUCUAAACAAAAAAAGAGCCCCUCCCAAGAUUCUCAAGAGAAAGAACCAACAGAUCUGUGGACAAGAGUCAAAAAAGCCAGUUCUCCACAACGAAGGGAUGAAGAUGCAGAAUUCUGGACGGUUUUAAAGUGUUUUUAAUCCACAUGCCCUCAAAAGCUUUGGAUUAUUAUUAUGGUUAUCAUUAUUUUCCCCCUCAUCACCAGACUCUGAACACUCAGCAACCAGGUUUUACCCCCCUGUACAGCCGUUUCCUUUUCUUCAGUGCUCAUUUUGUUUUUAGGUUGCGAGAGAUUUUAGUCAGCUUCAAGCUGAAUCUUGUACAUAUGUAUUUGGGUCAGUUACAGUGACCAUAUUUAGUUGGUGUUGCUGGAUUUGAAAAUGGUUUAAUGAGACUUUGAGACGACUUAAAUCCUUUUCUUUUUUCCUCCCCUCAAAUAUUCCAAAGAUCAAAAAAAAAAAAGGAAUAAUCUAAAAUUUGGCCACUGGACUCGAUUUGAUAUGCUGAUCAAUAACAAUAACUUCGAUUUUGUUUCUGGGAGAAAGAAAAAAAGAUUUUUAUACGGAGAACACGUGGGGAAAAAAAUUAAAGUCAGAAAAAAGCUGUAAAUUUAGAGUAGGUAAAUUUGGCUAUGAUUUUUUUUAUUUUUUUUCCUUCAUUCGAAUAAUCAGAAAUCUCAACCAAAAUUCGAUGAAUGACAAAAUUGGGUGAUGAUCGGGAGUUCUGGAGGUUUCUUCACGGAGGCUGAGCGCUGAUGUGAGCAGCACUUGACAGACUUUUGGGUGCUUGUUGUUGGAGGGAUGGGGAUGUGAAGACUUGUUUUUUUUUCCCAGAACGCCAGUGAAAUGUUGAAUGUAUUUCAGGCGCAGGCCAUUCCAUUCCUGUCCGUCAUAAUAAAGAACCGUUAACUACCA